AUAAUUAUUUACUAUGAUUCAAGUAGCAAAAUUUCCCAAGUAUACUAGGGAUACUAUAUAAGCGCUUACAUUCAGAGUUCAAAUAUACAGAUAUAUCUUUGGAAUUUGAAGUACAGUUGCACUAUUCUUUGUUAUAACAAAAAUAUGGCAAUUAAACUCAAGUCUAUAUUGGUGCUGCAAAUUAUUUUUGUUGUAAUGUUAUUGCAACAAGUAUUAUGUUAUCCUGAACCAAAUCCGCACCACGAACAUAAACAUGUACACUGGCACGGCCAUGGACACCACGGACAUCAUUAUGGUCAUGGACACUACGAACAUUAUCAUGGCCAUGAACCCUAUCACUGGCACGGUCAUGGACACAAUCAUUGGCAUGGCUAUAAACAUGUGCAUCAUCAUGGACAUGGACAUUAUCAUGGAUAGGAAUAUGGUCCAUUUGAAAAAAAAACAUUUAUUUCUAUAGUUUUUUUUUAAAUUAUUGUCAAUACAUUCCUAUAAAAUUUUGUUAAAAUCUUUGUAUUAUUAACUGUAUAUUAAUUUUUUUCAAUUUAAAAUGAUAAAUAAAAGAAAAUUUAGAACCGUA
Molecule: messenger RNA, 577 nt
Organism: Daktulosphaira vitifoliae (grape phylloxera)
Lineage: Eukaryota; Metazoa; Arthropoda; Insecta; Hemiptera; Phylloxeridae
Exons: 2
Coding region: 145-417 (90 amino acids)
Source: RefSeq, a predicted model, not a curated record